Molecule: messenger RNA, 851 nt
Organism: Nymphaea colorata (pocket water lily)
Lineage: Eukaryota; Viridiplantae; Streptophyta; Magnoliopsida; Nymphaeales; Nymphaeaceae
Exons: 1
Coding region: 287-586 (99 amino acids)
Source: RefSeq, a predicted model, not a curated record
UCUUUGCUUUCCCAGCACACAACGAUCCUGGAAAUAUCACACAUGAUUCCAAACCAGAGGGCCAGUCAAUAUUGGAGGAUUCUUCUCUCUCACUCUCUCUGUAGCGUGUGCAAUUUGACUACCAACCACGUCGGCACGACCGUCAUCCUCCGACCAUCUCUCUCUCUCUCUCUCUCUCUCUCACUCGCUUUGAUAUCAAGAUGAGCCUCCGCCUUCCUCUCCUAGCACCACCAAGAGUCUCUAGCUAUCUCUUCUCUCUCUUGGUGAGGCGACGCCGGAGAGAAGAAUGGGUCUGAUGGUGCUGACCCAAUUGGCGACGGGGCUGGGGGUGCUGGCCGGAGCGAUGCUGGUGAAGUCGGCUAUGGAGCAGGAGCCCAUGGCGGGAGGGGAGCGAAGGCCCCGCUGCCCCAGCUGCAACGGCACCGGCCGCAUGAGCUGCCUCUGCUCCCGCUGGUCCGACGACGACGUCGGUUGCAGGACGUGCGCCGGCUCGGCGCGGAUGCCGUGCAGCAGCUGCGGCGGCACCGGCACCGGCCGCCCCAUCCCCGUCACUCUCUCCGUUAGAAGCAGCAGUCGGUCCCCUUAACGAACGCUCUCCUACUCUCAGCAACCCUUUUCCUUUCUAAGGGAGGAAAGCACAAUUGCCUGCCAACGAAGUUGGUGCCAGUUUUAGGAUCUGAAUUCUGAAAGAAGAAGAAUAAGAAUUAAGAAGUAGUUGUAUAUUGAAAAGAAAAGAUUGAAUGGUACAAUUUAGUUGAUGCCUUUUUCUUUUGCUUUUUGCAAAGAAGAAGAACAAGAAGUAGUUGUAUAUUGAAAAGGAAAAGAUUGAAUGAUACAAUUUAGUUGAUGCA